Oppiella nova is the source of this 1859-nucleotide messenger RNA. The record is from the annotation of a GenBank genome assembly. NCBI's taxonomy places the organism in Eukaryota, Metazoa, Arthropoda, Arachnida, Sarcoptiformes, Oppiidae.
CGAGCGUUGAGUUCCGCUUCACGUGACGACAAUCCGAGAAGCGAUGGAUCUCUCGCUCUAUCGAUACAACGCUUCGAUGAUGGAGUACUACUCGUGUCACGGCGGCGUCAAUCAGUUGGGCGGCGUUUUCGUGAACGGCCGGCCGCUGCCAGACGUCGUGCGCUCCCGCAUCGUCGAGUUGGCGCACCAGGGCGUGCGGCCGUGCGAUAUCUCGCGCCAACUGCGCGUCUCGCACGGCUGUGUCUCCAAAAUCCUCGGCCGUGAACGCUUGACACGUGAAACGGAACGAUGCGUUCGAGUGCGCUCUCAUUGCACGCGACAACAGCUCUCUCUUCAGCCGACUCUCAGUCCGCGACUGGCAGUCGAAGAGCAAAGGAAUGAGACGACAGUAGUGGCAGUGGUCGUGACUAUCGCGACGACUGUCGUUCAAAAGCAGAGCUUAGCUUUUGUUAAGCGAAACGAACGCAAAGCCAACUAUAGGUUCACUUUUAGGUAUUACGAGACGGGAAGCAUAAAGCCCGGAGUUAUCGGCGGCUCGAAGCCCAAAGUGGCCACUCCGCGCGUGGUCGACGCCAUCGCCAACUACAAGAAGUCGAACCCCACGAUGUUCGCGUGGGAGAUCCGCGACCGCCUCCUCUCCGACGGCAUUUGCGACUCCGACAACAUUCCCUCCGUUUCCUCCAUUAACCGCAUUGUCCGCAACAAAGCGGCCGAAAAGGCGAAGCACGUGCACCACCAGCCAGUGUCGCACCCGACGGCCGCGUCGCCCAAACACAGCGACAACCAGACGUCGGUUAUCGUGCAGUCGUCGCAACAGCAGUCCAUGUACUCCAUCAACGGCAUCCUCGGCCUCGCGCAGGACACGAACGCCGACCACAAGAGAGCGACGAAACGCAGUAACGAAGUGCAACACGAGACCAACAAUGGUCACCAAACCAACGAGUCAACGCAUUCGACGUCUCGCUCGCCGUCGAACGACUUCAAGACGACAGACGCGAAGCCGUCGUUCGUGGCGUCGCAUCCGUCGCAGACGACGACACAGACGACGACCACUCAGUCGACGCCGUCGUCCGACUCGUACUGGACUCAGAGCAAUGCGCAGCAGUUGUCCGCCUAUUCUGGUCAGAGCGCCCCCUCAUCGGCCGACGCGCCCCCUCACCACUCCAACACACAUUCCGAGCUGUCGUCCGGACAGACGCCCGGCGCCGCGUCCGCCGUCUCGUCGCACGCGCACUACGAGACCACCACUCUCUACACGCCUCCAAUCGGUGAGUGUUUUCCGCUUUUCUAUCGCUCUUUGGGCUGCGGUUUGGGUUUCGGUUUGGGUUUCGGUGUUUGCGGUGUUUCGGUGUCUGACGUCUAUCUGUCGCCGCGUCUGUCGUCUCUUGCGUCGCCUUUCAUUGUUGCCUCGAUUUCAGUGCAAAACGCGUUACAAAACUCGGAGCAAUCCAUCACUUAUCACGAGUUGGACAAACUCGCCGCCAAUCAGGACUUCUUUUACGCCACGAACGCCGCAAACACCGCCCCCUACGCGCCCACCGGUAGUUCGCGGGUAGCCCUAACCCAGAAUAACCCCCUUUCUGCCCCCACAGGCUCGACCGCCACUUCCGGUGACUACUACGCGGCGGCCGCUUACCACCACGCGCACGCGCCCUACUACGCGCCUCCCGCCUCGUACGGCGCGCAAUACGGACAACUGGCGGCCAACACGACGCCCUCCGCCGCCGCGCAACACAACGCGCUCGCAAUCAACCCCUACUACUACUCGUCGGUGCCGUCGCUCGCGAUCCAAAGGACGUCUUCAUCGCCGCCGUCGUCGCGCACAACAGUCACGCUUUGAUUUCGACUCAUAUUUCGCU